GCUUUUCUUUCUUUUUUUUUCUCCCCAGUCUGUAGCUUCAGCAGACAUGGAUUUGAACCAGCUGGAGGCCUUUCUUACUGCCCAAACCAAAAAGCAGGGAGGUAUCACAGCAGAUCAGGCUGCAGUCAUUGCAAAAUUUUGGAAAAACCACAGAACAAAAAUUCGAGAGAGUCUGAUAAAUCAAAGUAGGUGGGACAACACCUUGAAAAACAUGAACUGGAGAGUGGAUUUGAAAUCGCAGUCAAGACACGUCGAUCAAAUAAACACCCCUGUUGCAAUUGUUGAAAUGGAGCUGGGGAAAAAUGGGCAGGAAUCUGAAUUUCUGUGUUUGGAAUUUGAUGAGGCCAAGGUGACUCAAAUGCUGAAGAAACUGUCAGAGAUUGAAGAGAGCAUAACGGCGCUGACGCAGACCACCUGAUUGUUAAGAUAAAUAAAGAGAUUGUGACUCAGAACAUAGCUGGCCUUAGUACUUGUUAAUAAUUUCUAUUUUUAUAUAUGAAAUGGUUACCAAUAUUCUAGUGAUAUUUGAUCAUAAAAUAAAAUAUUGUGGGCUCGGUUGUGCCACUCUGACACUUGUGAGCACUUACUCAAACAAGAAAUCCCAUUGGAUUCAAUGGGGCUACUUGCCUAACUGCAUAACAGCUGAGCAAGGCUGUGCCUAAUCAAGCCCUACAUGUUAGAGUAGUGUGGCUUUCCUUUUCAUGCCUCUUAAUGAUUUGUCGAGUCAUCUGACUACUCUGACUCUUGAGAUAAAUAUUGGGCUGCAGUCAGUAUCCAAGGGAAACUGAACGGCCAUGUGGCAUGGGAAAAAGACAAUCUAAUGGCUGUUCAGAUUUUUCCUUAUAAAGUAAAGAUCUUCUAUGAUAAUUCUUUCCCUUUCUCAUUGGAACCUAAGGGGGCAAACUGGGGUUUCAGUCAAAGUCUGUGAUAGAUCUCUGUUGUGGUUGUGCACUAGGUAUAAAAACGAAUACAACGUCAACCAACUAAGAAUAGGUGAGAGGAGAGGUUUAACUGCCACAGGUAGAGAAAAACAUAAAGGAGAAACUGAAUCAGGAAAUCUCUGCUAAUCAAGUUUAGUAGACAGUCAAACGCUAAGACCUGAAGCUCUGAUAGACUUUGAUUAGUACACCUGCUCCCAUCACACCCUGAAUCUUAUAAAAGAAUCGAUUUAACUAGUUCACUAGCACAUACAUAUAGUACAUUACUGAAAACAGUUAUCAAAACCGUUAGGGAAGCAAAUCCAUCAGCCAUUCCAAAGCACAGAGAAGAACUCUCCUGGUACACAUCAUAUUGACCUCUCUCUCUCUCAAGCAGGCUAUAAAUAUCGUAGCAAAAAUCCUAGGUCCCAGAUAGGAAAUAAUCCUCCAGUCACUGAUAAAAAUCUCUUUGCAAUUUAACAGAUUUACCACGCACCAAAUGGCUUUUAACAUGUAUUUGCCCACAAAGAAUCUGAUCCUGCAAAGUACUGAGUCCUUUCAUAGGCUUAAACCAGGGGUGGAUGUGGCCCACAGUCACUUAACCAUGAUUUAUUUCAGUGGCUUCCACUUUGUACAGAAAUUAAACAAACAAAUGCUGUCAAGAGUCACUAUAUAGGAAUAAUUUUCUCAUUACUGUUAGUGCCUGUAGUGCCCUGUCUAGUCACAAGCAUAUUGAUCAAAGGAACGCUUGUAUUUAAUUUUUUAUUGAUCUGUAAAUGCAGGGCCCGUUCUGUUCCCACUGAAGUCAAUGGAAGUUGGCCGUUAUGUUAAGCCCCUUUCUUUUUAUCCAGACUGUAACAAUGUAUGUGUACUCACCCAUUUGUUUUGAAUUUGGUGUGUUUGGCACCACAUGACCCUGAGGCUCUAUACAGGCACAGAGUUUUUUUCUACUGCUAUGAUUUGAAUACAGGUUUAUUUUUAGUGUGCUUAGUUUAACCAAAUCCUAAUCGUUCCAACCCCUUUCUUCCCUUUUCGCUGGCCCACCAGCAGGCUGCUCAGUUAAUUCAGCAGUAUUCAUACCACGUUAAAGUUUGGGAACCUUUCCUUUCCAGAAAUGGGAUGUCACCCCUUUUUUCUGAUAUGGGGCUGCCGUGAUCCAAACUCCACAGACAGGGGACAAGAUCCAUUGCUCCUAAAGAUUUGGCAUGGAGAUUUCCCAGCCUUUACUCUUUGCUACUGUGCUGAAGAACAUCGGUGAGGGGCUAUGAUGGUCACCCGUGGAAACAGGAGGGAUGGGGUUGGAAAAGAUGGCAAAACUAAGUGCAAUAAAAAUAAACCUCACCUCAGAUAAACUAACUCCUCAUUCUAAUAAAAGCUCUGUCUCUGUACGUAGCUUUGGGGCCAGGAUGAAAGCAUGGAAUGUGAAGCCGUGAAAUUCCGAAACACAUGUACAUGUGUGUCUAUAAUCUAAAUAUACAGUAGUUAUUUAUCUAAAACCUAUAUUUCAUUAGCCCCCAGUGUGUUUAAAUAAUUAAGUAGUCAUUGGGCCAGUGAGAGAGCGUGAGAAUGACUCUGUAGCCUGGUAGUUAGCGCACCCCCUUGGGAGGAGGGAGACUCAAGUCCCUGUUUCAAUAACUGUUUCAUUAUUUAUAAAAAGUGGAAUAGCUUGAACAGGAGACAUCUGCCCCAUACUAUGCCAGAGCCCAGCAAUUAGAAUAUUUUCCUGGGAUGUAGGAGACCCAACUUCAAAUCACUGCUCCACAACAGGUCUCCUACAACCUGUUCAAGUGCUUUAAAUGCUGGGCUAAAAGUUAUAAGGGGGUAUCUGCACCACCAGCUCUGCCAACGUUUUUGUUGAAAAAGGACUGACCUGGCCUAGGCGCCUAACUCCAGGAGAGGUACAUGGCUGUGAAUCUCCAGUGGAGCUAGGCACCUCCCUCCGACCUGGACUUGAGUGCCAAAGUGCCUUUGAGGGGUGGGGCUUAAGACCUACCACUCUCCUCCUCAUUUCCUAUUGGCUAGCUUAGGGGCUCCCUGCUCGUCUGCUGGCUUUUGUGAAUCCCUUUCUUAGGCACCUCUCUCUUCCCUAUCAAUCCUGGGUGCCUAAACUCAGAGUGGGGAAUUGUGCUGGGUGGUCAGGUCCCUAAAAUGUCCCUUUGUGGAUCAAGCCCCUCCCUCUCUUGCAGCUCUGCCUGGUCACCAGCAUUCCAUUGCGCUGCUCAAUAGAGACUAUGUUCUUGCUUUUCUUGUUAUCACUGGCAAAAAACGUAUACAUAUUAAGGGUAAAGGUUCCAUUGAUUCUUUCAAGUUAUUUUCGCUUUGUAAGCAACAGAUAGAGCUAAGACUAUAUUAAGUGCUAGUAAAGAAUAGUGAUGACAACAUACAAUACAGUAGUGCCAUAAUUGAAGUGCAUUUCAUUCUCUCUGCAAGUGAAUUUAGUGCUUGUGAAGAUUCCAGAUUGAUUGCACUUAGAAAUUCAACUUCUCCCUUCACAGAAUGGGGAAAGGACAGGAUUUCUUGCCCACCCAAUCAGAAUAUAAAUGCAGCUCCCUGGUUAACCCACACCAUCCUCUUUGGGGCCCACCUCCCCCUUCUGUCCUCCUCUUCCAGCACUACUCCUCUCAAGAGCUGCCCCUUUUCCUGAUUUCUCACCCUCUUGUGUAACGACUUUACAUCCUCCUGUAUCCAUUUUUCCAUCUUGAGUUCUCAGGUCCCUUCUUACUACUUCUGGGCCUUUGCCACUUCUCAGUACCUCCCCCCAUGAGAGUCUGAGCAGAAGCUACCCUUUGCCACUCAUUCCCAAUUUUGUAACCUCCAUGACCUGGGUAGAAGACUCCUCCUGAGAAAUCAUAACUGCCCAAAGGUGGAGUCAUCUUCUGCCACCACCACUUGAUCUGACUCUGUCUUGCCAGUGCAGUGUGUUAUUUACUGCUUCCUCAGGGUCCUCAGCCUGCGGGGAAACAAGGAGAGUGAAGUGGAAGCAGGACACCCAGGAUGCACUGAGAAGCCAGAUAGAGGAAUUUUGAUAGAGGAAUAUGCUUCCUCACGUCUCACCAACAGCUAGGAGAGGGACUCCACUUGUGUGUGGGUCCUGAAGACUCUUGAAUACUCUGGCAACUCACUAGAAAAGGUGGAGAUGACAGAGCAAAUCUGGAGGUUAUGCUAGUCUGGGCAUCAGCAGCAGGACAUGCUUCCUUACGGAUCCUGGAUAAUGUGCCUAUACCCAUCCUGGAGGGAUCUUUUCUAUCACUAAGAGUCUAUCUUGUCGCCAGGCUAAUUCAGCCUUUGGCAUCUGCAGAAAUGGCCAGCAAAGUUGCCUGUUAGUGCUAUUUGUGGACGAUUUUAGCUGUGACAGGGACUCCCAGUGUUGCCUACUCAUAGUUUUAAUACAAGUCUUACAAUAUGUUGUGCUGUUCUUAAAGCCCCAGCUCCAGGAGUCAAGUGAUUUCAUAAUCUCAGCUUUCAUUUUUUAAUUUUUUUUAAUCUGGUAAAUUUCUUGCCCUCGUGAUUGUGGAGAAAAGGUCUGGAGUGCACAAUGAAGCCUCAGAAAGCAAAUAAAAAGAACCCAGACUUUAAUAUUUUCUUUCAUGAUUUUUAAGAGAAUCUCAUUCUUGUUUGGGGCCUGAUAUGUCAGUUUUCAGAGAUUGAAGUUGGCAGCACUAGACACCUAUCAGCGAGCAACUAGCCUGUGACCACCAAACCACCAGGCCUCCUGAUGGCCAGCUACUAGCGACGGCUUUGGUCAUAAUCAACAUGUACUGGAUUUGAACCAGGGACUCAGUGCCGAUUUUCUGAACUAAUGAAAGUUCAUUAAAAUGACCUAAUACGUUUUAAACAAGGUUUUAUUUUUUAAAAAAUAGAGGGUCAGUUAACGCUCACAAUCUUAAAUAACUUCCAUCAUGUCAAGCGUAGUAAUUGUUUUAUUUUAACAUGCACAGAGGAUAGGAAAAUGUGAUAUAAAUGGAAAUUAAAGAGAAACAAACUUAGAACAGAUGUCAGGAAGUACUAUUUCAUGAAAAGAAUAAUAAAUAUGUGAACCAGACAAGGUUACUGAGGAAAAAAAAAACCCCAAAACACUGGGGUCAUUUUUGAAAUAAUUGGGUGCUUUCCAGGAA
Molecule: messenger RNA, 5032 nt
Organism: Chrysemys picta bellii (western painted turtle)
Lineage: Eukaryota; Metazoa; Chordata; Testudines; Emydidae
Gene: COMMD1
Product: copper metabolism domain containing 1
Biological process (GO): negative regulation of sodium ion transmembrane transport; negative regulation of protein localization to cell surface; positive regulation of protein ubiquitination
Cellular component (GO): endosome
Source: RefSeq, a predicted model, not a curated record